AUGGCCGAGCCGGGGCCAGAGCCAGGGCGCGCCUGGCGGGUGCUCGCCCUGUGUGGGGCCGCAGUGUUCCUGGCGGCAGCAGCAGCUGGGGCAGCCCUGCUGGCCUGGAAUCUGGCCGCUGCGGCCUCCCGGGGGUCUCGCUGCCCAGAGCCAGAUCAGGGGGUCAACGCCACAGCGCCUCCGUGGGACAGGGUGCCCGAGGUCGAGGAGCUGCUGCGGCGGCUGGCAGAGGCCACCCAACGCGAAGAGGUUCUGACCAGGAAGCUAGACCAGGCUGAGGGUGUCCGUUGGGAGCUGGAGGAGGCACUGCGGGUCUGUGAGGGCCGCCAGAGCCAGCUUCAGACCCAGCUGAUGACACUGAAGACUGAGAUGGACGAGGCCAAAGCACAAGGGACCCAAAUGGGGGCCGAGAACGGGGCGCUGACAGGUGUGUUGGGGCGCAAGCGUGCUGGUCAGGUCUAG
Pteropus alecto (black flying fox) is the source of this 462-nucleotide messenger RNA. It is a transcript of the gene CCDC194, whose product is annotated as coiled-coil domain containing 194. NCBI's taxonomy places the organism in Eukaryota, Metazoa, Chordata, Mammalia, Chiroptera, Pteropodidae. The transcript has 2 exons. The coding region runs from base 1 to 462 and encodes 153 amino acids. The record is from RefSeq and is a predicted model, not a curated record.